UUUAAAGAGUUUAUAAUUAAAGUCUACGUUAAGCACGUGCAUAUAGAUUUUAUUAAUUUUUUAUUAACAUUUAAUGAGAUUUUUAAUCUUUUUUAUGCUCUUGAACAUUUAAAAUCGUAAAAAACACCAACAUAAAAAUAAAAAACACAAUAACAAAACAUAACACUCAAAUCUAUUGGCAACAAUUUCAAACAAACGCCAACAGAGCAGCCAGCAGACGUUGACUUUGCUUUUUCUAUUUCUCAACAAAAAACAAUUCUCAAGUAUUUGCCUACAGACUUUGCUUUUAAGCUAAAGAGCAGCACCUCCAAACGCCAACUGUAGCAGCAAAAGCAAACGCAGCACUGGCAACAGUCGCCAGAGAUAUACACCGAUACCGUCACCAAUACAUUCUGUAUUUAUUAUAAAUAUUUUUGUUGUUGGUUUUGUGUUUUUUUUUCUCAUGUAGUAAGCAGCCUUAUAGCCCCAGCCAGUCAUCCAUCCAUCCAGUCAGCCAGCCAGCCAUCCAAAUACUCGUUUUAUUUGUUCGUUUAUAUGUUGAAGCUAUAGCUGCAGAUAUUACCAAUUACACGAAUUUUAUACUCUUUUAAAAAUUUCGUUUUAUUAUAAUAUUUAUUAUCGUAGAGCGCACAACUGUCUGCGGAGUGUUUUUUUGUGUGUGACCGAAUCGAAACAGUAACAGAACCGACCGUGCUCUGCUUCUAAUAAAACUAUCUAUUUAACUAUACAUAUGUAUAUACAGCAAUAAUAAUAUUCCACUUGUACUUGUUUUUAUUAUUUUUAUUAUUGUUGUCUUUUUUAUAAUAAUCAUAAAAAAUAAACCACCAAACUAUAAACAACAACAAUAAACAAAUUAAAUCAAACUAAAAAAGUCAUAUACGGAAAAAACUUAACGGGAAAUUACGGAAAACACCUGAAAACGGUUAAAAUUGUGAAUUGAACUUUUAGCAGAAAAUAUAAAUAAUUCUUAUUGUCGGUUUAAGUGUUGUAGCACUUGAUUAUUGUCAAAAAUAAAACGCCAAAAACAAAAGCAUCGAGAAAAAGAAAUUUUGCAGCAGCAGUAGCAGCAUCAUCAUCACAACAUCGUUGUUACCGUGAUAAUCAUCAUCACCAUCAUCCUCGCCAACAAUAACAAAAACAAAAGCAACCACAAUUCUACUCAAAAGCCGAAAAGCAGCAAAAACAAACAAACACAGAAAGCCACCAACAUCUAUUGUUACGCCGUCUGUCUGCUAGACUGACUGCCCGUCAACUUCAUUGUAUUGCACUAUAACCAUCCAAAUCAUUUUAUACAUUUACUUUAGUUUUAUACGCAAAGUCAUCAAAUCAACACAACAAUUACUAUUUGCUGCUAUUAAAAAUAUAAAAUAAAAAUAAAAUAAAAAAGAAACAAACAAAAAAAUUAUUUCAAUUUUUAUAGUGUCAACUGAAUAAGAAGAAAGUACAACAUCGUCGUGUAUCUAUUUUUGCCACCAAAAUAACAUAAAGAAAAAAGUGCGCGUAUUUUUUUAAAACGAAAAAAAAAUUAAAAAAAAUAGUUUUUUUUUUAAAUUUUGUACAUGCAACAAAUUAAUUACAAUUUAACAACACAUAAAAAUAAAAUCAAUAAUAAAAUAAAAUUACAACAACCUGAAGCAAGUGGGACCGCACACCAAGUCCUCAAAGAAAUUUUUAUUACUUUUACACCAAAAUAUUUUACGACUUUUUAAACGCGUGUGCGUUCGUUUAUACGUCUAACUAUCAACCACAUUUAAUAGCAACAACAAGAUAAAAACACCUACACAGAGUCCUUAAAAAUCCAUAAAAAAAAUUGUAAAAUAGUUUAAAAAAUAAACAAACAAAUAAUAAAUAAAAAGUGUCAUAUUUUAUAACUUCCGUCGUCAAAAGUAAAAAAAAAUAAUUAAAAUUUUAAGCGACGGCAUUUUAAAAAAAUUUAAGAAAGUGUUAAAAACUAAAUAUUAAUGAAAUUGCCAAAUACACCGACUACAACAACACCUGUUUCUUAAAAAACAAGAUUUGUUUUAUUUCAAAUAAAAAUAUAAAAAUUUUAACAAAUUUCGUUGCUUGUUUUGCAUAAAAUCACAAAUUAAACACACAAGUAUGCUACCAAAGUAUCCACAGUUUCAACCAUUUAUAAGUUCACAUUUAACUACAACAACACAAAAUUCAUCAUCAGCAGCUGUUGCCGCCGCCCUAGCCGUUGCAGCCGCCUCCUCCUCGUCAUCAUCAGCAGCCGCAUCCAACGCUAACAAUUCCAGUAGCAACAACAAUAAUAACAACAAUAGUAGCAGUAGUUCCCUGAACAACACACUCAGUUUGAAUACCUCUAAUUCGAUUAACAAUCAAAAUAGUGUGUCGUCAUCAUUACUUUCACCCAACACUUCCGGCCAACUCAGCAGCAGUCAUUUGAAUCAAUCGUCCAAUUCACCUGUAUCAUCAUCCUCGCCAUCGUCUUCAACAGCCUUUGGCGGUCUUAGUCAGCAUCAUCAGCAGCAACAACAGGCUCAUUUUGCCAACAGUCAACAACAUCAUCACCAUCAUCCGCAUCAUCAGUAUUCGUUGACAGCCGCUUUGCAAUUACAGCAGCAACAUCAACAACAAUUGCACAUAAAUAAAUUAGCUGCCGCCGCCGUAGCUGCCAGUACACAGCAACACCAUCACCAACAGCAACAACAAAGUAACGGUAGUAGUUCUUCACAGCAACAACAGCAAUUGUUACUUACACCGCCCUCCGGAAAUAACUCCCACACAGGUGACAGCAGUUGUUCGCCAUCACCGUCGGCAUCCUCGUCACUGCAUCGCAGUUUAAACGACAGUUCACCAUCGUCCUCGGCUCAGGCGCACGCUAGUGCCGCAAGUUCUGUAGCCGCUGCAGCAGCUGCCGCCGCCGCUGCUGCUUCCUCAUCGUUUGCCAUACCCACAAGCAAAAUGUAUCCAUAUGUAUCAAAUCAUCCCACGUCACAUGGAGGUCUCUCCGGCAUGCCAGGCUUUUCGGGCCUAGAGGAUAAAACUUGCAGCAGGUACUCCGACAGUGUCAUGAAUAGUUAUCAAUCAAUGAGCGUACCUGGCUCAGCCUCCGCCAGUUUUGCACAAUUCUAUCAGCAUGCGGCUGCUGCCUCAGCCGCUUCAGCUGGUGCUAUUGGUGUUGAUUCACUGGGCAAUGCCUGUACACAGCCCUCAUCGGGUGUAGUGCCCACCGGAGGAGCUGGUCAAAGUAUUGCCGAUUUACCCCGAUAUCCCUGGAUGACAUUAACAGACUGGAUGGGAAGUCCCUUCGAACGCGUAGUAUGCGGAGAUUUUAAUGGUCCUAAUGGUUGCCCUCGUCGACGUGGUCGUCAGACAUAUACACGUUUCCAGACAUUAGAAUUGGAGAAAGAAUUCCAUUUCAAUCAUUACUUAACAAGGAGACGAAGAAUUGAAAUUGCACAUGCAUUGUGUUUGACAGAGAGACAAAUAAAGAUUUGGUUCCAAAAUCGUCGCAUGAAACUUAAAAAAGAAUUAAGAGCUGUUAAGGAGAUAAAUGAACAAGCUCGUCGUGAUCGCGAAGAACAAGAGAAAAUGAAAGCCCAAGAAGCCAUCAAAUCCGCCCAACAUAAUAACAAUAAAUUGCAACAACAGCAGCAGCAACAACAGCAACAACAACAGCAGCAACAACAGCAUCAGCAACAACAACAAGAUCAUCAUUCAAUAAUCGCCCACAAUCCCGGCCAUUUGCAUCAUUCCGUUGUGGGGCAAAAUGACUUGAAAUUGGGUCUUGGCAUGGGUGGUGGUCUCGGUGUCGGUGGUGGACUCGGUGGUAACCUUGGUAUGAUGAGUGCGUUAGAUAAAACAAAUCACGAUCUUUUAAAAGCCGUUAGUAAAGUAAAUUCAUAAAUUUGUUUAAACGAUUGCAAAGAAGUAUAAACCCCCUUAAACAUGUACUGAAUUAUAGAAUUUGAUUAACACACAAACUAUUAAAAGAAAAAUUUAAUACUAAUAAUAUUUAAAUUAAAAUAAUUAAAAACAAAAACAAAAAGAGUUAAAUGAAACAUUAAAAACAUGAAAACAAAAAGUUGAUAUAGUUGCAACAAAAUACGUAAACCUUUACAUAGUAAUUUUAGUUUGUAAAAGAUCUUUAAAUCUCUAUAAAUAUUUGAACUAAAAAAUAAUAAAUUUAAUAUUAAAUAAUUAUUUACAUUUUAUAGAAAUAUAUAAAAAAAAUAAAAUUCGAGUAAAGAAAAUGAAAUUUAAAUUAUAUAACAUUUAAAAAUAAACGUACACAUAUACUUACUCUACAUACAUUAACUAUUAUUCGUAUAUAUACAAAUAUAAAUAAAUAAUUAAGUAUAUAAUAGUACAUACACCUACAUACAAACAAACAAAAAAACUACUUACAUAAGUCUAAACAAAUUUAUAUAUAUUUUAUUUUAAAUAAAUAAUUUCGAAAAUAGCAAACAAUUAAAAUCAAAUAAUUUGCUUCUUAAUGUAAUAUUUUAAAUUUAAGUUAAAAAUUUAAAAGAAAAUAAUUAAUAUUUAGCAACAAAAGUACUGAAUUCUUUUGCUUUAAAAGUAGUUUUUUAAUUAUUAUUUUUAAAAUGUCUCUAUGUGUAUUUGGUAUUUGAAAUGCAGUGCAUUUCAUUUUACUCUUUUAUUUAGUAUUUCUUUUAAUUUAAAAUUUGUUUCUUUAAGUUUUCGAUGAUUUUUAUUUUUUUUUUUAUAUAAACAAUAAUUUUAAAUAAAUUGUUUUUGUUUGCUUUACUAAUAAUAAUUAAUAAUAAAAUCUCAAAAUUUGUUUAUUCUUUUUUGUUAAUAUUUAGUUGAAAUGAAAAUUUGUAUAAAAAAACGUAACUUAAUUUCGUCUGAAACUUUUAUGCCAUAUUUUUUAGUAAAUUUAAGAAUUUAUUAUUUUAAUUAUAAAAAAGUAAAUUCUACAAAAAAUAUAAUUAUUGUUUAAUGUUUUAUUGAGAAAAGAAGUCCAGGUUAAAAACAAGCUGGUGAAAUGUUCGUAUUAAACUCUUGAAGCUAUUUGAAUUUUGGAGUGUUUUUUUAGUUUAGAUGAAUAUUAUUUAAACAAUAUCAAUUGGAUUUAAACUGAAACAUAAAAAGUGCCAACAUUGAAGAGGUUAUUCUGCACUAUGGGAUUUAUUCGUAAAUUUUUCUUGUUUUUUUGACAUUGGUCCUUGUAAAAGCCCUUAUAUGGAAAUUAGAGAGGUUGCAUUAUCGAUUUUAUUAAAACUCAAAAAUGAUGAUGGAUUAAUUGAAUUUCUAAUAAUUCUAAUAAUUAAUGAAAUAUCAACAUUUUUGUUCUAUAUUGCAAAUGAAACAAGAUAUUUUUUUGAAAUCGUUCUAUAAUUUUUAUUUCAUUCAUGAUUAAAUGAAGAUAUCUGAUAGUGAAAAAAUUAUAUGAUUUUCAUUAAAAACUUUGCAUAAAUUUUUACUUUAUUCACAACUUAGAAAGGGAGUUCUAUUUGUAAAUUUUUUUAAAAUUCAUUAAAAAUCAAAUUCAAUUAAAAGGGAUUCAUUUUAAGCUGAAAAUGGUAAGUGUCAAAAAUAAAACAUUACAAUCGGUGCAUAAAUUUUGGAAAAAUGCUAAUUUUAAUAACGGAACCUAAAGUUACAUUUUGACAUUUUAUAUAAGUCAUUCAUUUUUUAAUCCUCUGUUGAACAUUAGAUUGAAAUCAUGGUAAAUUCGCAUUAGAUUUAUUUUUUCACCUUAAAAUAUUUUUACCAAAAUUCAAAUGGCUUUAGACAUUUAAAUCUUCCAUUUUAUUGAAAUAAUAAAACGAAAUUAUUAUUUUAAAACAUUAAAAACAAAAAAAAAGGUAUUUUAUAAAACAAAAUCAUAGAUAUUUGGGUAUGUUACAUACAAAAACAUAAUCAUCAUUAAAAAGCAGAAAAUUUUCAAUAAUUUAAAAAAAUAAAACAAAUACGUAAUUAUGUCGUUUGCCAGUGACUAAAAAUUAAUUUUAAAUAUAAAAAAUCUGAAAAACGUAGUUUUUAAAUUCAAUUCAAAUAAAAUAAUAAAUAAAUUUAAAACAUAAAUGUACACGCUAAUUGCUUUAAAUAAAAACAACAACAAAAAUAUUUACAAAAAAUUAAAAAAAAAAAUAAAACUAAUAAAAUUGUUAGGUUGGCUUUCAAAUAAACAGAAAAUUUAAAACAAAAAAAGCCAAAAAAAUAAAAAUGAAAAUUAAUUAAAAAAAAAUUAAAACACAAUCUCAAAAUACGUAUUAGAUAAUAGGGCCAAAAUUACUGUAAAUUAUAAAUAAUUAUAUUAUUAAAUAUAUAAAAAGUAUAUUAUUAUAACAAUUAAUAUUAUUAAACUACAAAUAAAAAAAACACUUCCGUUAAUAAAAAAAAAACAAGAAAUACACUUAAAUACGUACACAACAAACAAAUGUGAGUGAAUCUGAUAAAUAAGAGUAAAUAAAAAUAUUUAUAAAUAAAAAUU
This is a messenger RNA of Lucilia sericata (common green bottle fly), 6430 nucleotides long. Its product is annotated as homeobox protein abdominal-A. Gene Ontology annotation, biological process: negative regulation of transcription by RNA polymerase II; anterior/posterior pattern specification. The transcript has 6 exons. Gene Ontology annotation, molecular function: RNA polymerase II cis-regulatory region sequence-specific DNA binding; DNA-binding transcription factor activity, RNA polymerase II-specific. The record is from RefSeq and is a predicted model, not a curated record. Bases 2101 to 3873 code for a protein of 590 amino acids. Lineage: Eukaryota; Metazoa; Arthropoda; Insecta; Diptera; Calliphoridae. Gene Ontology annotation, cellular component: nucleus.